This is a messenger RNA of Lolium perenne, 1327 nucleotides long. RefSeq lists its product as uncharacterized. NCBI's taxonomy places the organism in Eukaryota, Viridiplantae, Streptophyta, Magnoliopsida, Poales, Poaceae. The record is from RefSeq and is a predicted model, not a curated record.
UCACGACCUCACGGCGUCAAGGCUGCGAAUCACACCGCAUGGAGAAUUUAUCAGCCACCGUGCAGCCUCCGGCAUGGCCGCUAGAAUGAAACCGCCCGCCUCACCGUCCUACCAGGACAUCCACCGGGAUGCAAUAGCCCCCCUCGCCGGCGGUCGGCAAGGCGGCGGUGGGCCGGUGGCGGCGGAGCUCACGCCGAUCUGGGAGACAUUCGAUCUGUUGUGUUCGAUGCCGACCACGUUCUCAGCCACGGCGACCACAGCCAUGGCGGCCGCGAACAGCACCAGGAGUGCCAACACCUCGCCUAUCCCCAUGACGGCAGCAUGUCCGCCGCCGGCCAGCAUCUCGCUCCGCUGGCCACCCACGUGGAUGUGUCUCGCCUCGCUCGGAAUGGCCGCACUCUCCAAGUCUAGGCGAAACUUCACUAGCUGCUAUGUGUUGAGCUCUAUGUCGGCGUACAGGUGCAGAACUCCCAAGCGACUGGUGCUGGUAGUUGAUGGCCCAGCGCUACAACGACGAGACUUGCACAAGCUGGACGAUGCAGAGAAAAUCAGGAAGGAGAUCAAGGAGCAAGAGGGGUUAGAUCAGGAAGUGUGUGACCACCGUACCGUCCACAAAAGUAUUGUGAAGGUACGACUCGGCAAGUGGGCAAUGGCGAUCAGUGUUCUAAGGGAUAUAUGAUGACAACUAGGAAAUUACUCUAAUGGAAGGUAUGAAGUUGAUAACUUACAUUGACGUGGGCAUAACCCUUCGGGUACUCGACAUUGCCAUACCCGGUGCAAACUAUGAAGCUGGACCAGCACAAGGACUCGACAAGCUGGACCCGCAAGGAAUAUCAACUUGGACUACAAGGAAAAAAAACUCCAACACGAAUCCUACUAGGACUCUUGUAAACCCUAGCUUGGCUGAUAUAUAAAGCCAGGCAGGGGCACCCCUUAGGGACACACGAUCAGAAACAUAAUUUUAGAGGCAACACGCUUAGACACCGCAACCCGCGGAUUAGAACUAGACUAGAUCCAACAACUCCGCCUAUGGCGGCCCCCUGUAUACAUAUAUUCAUAUAGUGGAUUGCUAGCAGGACGUAGCGACCCUCCACCGCGGGGGCGUGAACCUGGGUACGUCGUGUACCGCCUCGCUCCCGGAACUUCCGUCGUCGCCUUUCUCUAAAAACCCAAGCCCCUCAUGGUGGGCAUUGCUGAGGAACCGCCUCGUCAAUUGGCGCCGUCUGUGGGAAUCGCGACGACAGGAUUUUGUCAUCUGGGCGGGAUCCAUCGUCGACAACUUUCAUACUGUACCCGAGAAGAAGAUCUACACGAUCAAGUUCAUCAA